Molecule: messenger RNA, 606 nt
Organism: Laccaria bicolor S238N-H82
Lineage: Eukaryota; Fungi; Basidiomycota; Agaricomycetes; Agaricales; Hydnangiaceae
Exons: 4
Coding region: 1-606 (201 amino acids)
Source: RefSeq, a predicted model, not a curated record
AUGGGCAAAAUUCAAAACACAGACAAUUUGGAAUGUCAGGGCAAGUCGAGCUCAGAACGGUUAUCAAAGCAUCAACGAUACUAUCGAAGAUGUAGUCACGGGCCAGAGGUUCGGCUGAAGAACGCUGAGCGCAAUCGUUUGGCACGUCUUAAAAAAAAUGAAGAAGACUACUCAAAUGAAAUAUUUGAUUUCCAUUCUUCCGAGAAUGACCCGAACACCGUACUCGACAAGAAUGAUCAAGAGAACUGGGAAUAUUAUCGCCUUUUAUCUAUACGUCAAAAAAUCCUGGAAUGGAGCAGUCUGUGGGGCGGCUAUAAACUUUGGGCCCAGGUAUUACCUUCAGAGUAUUCCUCGGCUCUCAAGGCAAACAAAGGGGGUAAAUUUAUUGAGGCCUGCUGUGACCACAUCAAAAAGGGGAGCGAAAUGUUGGCCACACUCCGUUUCUUCGGUGGCAUUCUGCCAGAAGAACCAUGGAAAAUCAGGCAGCUGUGGACGAUUGUGGCAGGUUUAUUAGAGAUCAUGAUUGAAGCCCUCACCAUCAUGGAAACGCGCAUCAACUUCAUUCAAGAUGACCCAAUGAAUCUUGCUACUGAGGUCGACACUUAG